GUACCGAGGCUUCAUCUUGCUGCUCACCUUCCUCAUCUACACCUGCUACCACAUGGCCAGGAAGCCCAUUAGUGUGGUCAAGAGCCGCCUGCACCUGAACUGCUCAGAGCUGGUCGGCCCCGGCAACGGCACCCACAGCCUUAACGACACCACAUGGUGCAGCUGGGCUCCGUUCGACAAGGACAACUACAAGGAGCUGCUGGGGGCCGUGGACAACGCCUUCCUUGUGGCCUACGCCGUCGGCAUGUUCAUCAGUACUACCUGUCGGCGGGGAUGCUGCUCAGCGGCCUGUUCACCGCGCUGCUUGGCCUGGCCUACUUCUGGGACCUCCACGUGCUCUGGUACUUCGUCCUCAUCCAGAUCUGUAACGGGUUCGUCCAAACCACAGGCUGGCCCUCUGUGGUGACCUGCGUUGGCAACUGGUUCGGGAAGGGGAAGCGGGGGCUCAUCAUGGGCGUCUGGAACUCCCACACGUCGGUGGGCAACAUCCUGGGCUCCCUGAUCGCCGGCGUCUGGGUGAACGGCCAGUGGGGCCUGUCGUUCAUCGUGCCGGGCGUCGUCACGGCCGCCAUGGGCGUUGUCACCUUCCUCUUCCUCAUCGAAUACCCAGAAGACGUGGACUGCACCCCUCCCCAGCAUCACGCUGGGCCGGACGAGCAGGAUGACCCUGAGGACCCUGGGAGUGGUCCCUCCACCAACAGGGAGAGUGGCCUGGAGACAGCCGCCAGGUGCUCCAAGGAGCCGUGCCCAGAGCCUGCUGCCAUCAGCUUCCUCGCGGCGCUCCGGAUCCCGGGCGUGGUCGAGUUCUCCCUGUGCCUGCUCUUCGCCAAGCUGGUCAGUUACACCUUCCUCUACUGGCUGCCGCUCUACAUCUUCAACGUGGCUCACUUCAGUGCUAAGGAGGCGGGGGACCUGUCCACGCUCUUCGACGUCGGCGGCAUCUUGGGUGGCAUCGCGGCGGGGCUCAUCUCUGACUACAUCAACGGCAGGGCCACCACCUGCUGCAUCAUGCUGAUCCUGGCCGCCCCCAUGAUGUUCCUGUACAACUGUGUCGGCCAGAGCGGGGUGACCAGCUCCGUGGUGAUGCUGGUCGCCUGCGGGGCCCUCGUCAACGGCCCGUACUCGCUCAUCACCACCGCUGUCUCCGCCGACCUGGGCACGCACCAGAGCCUGAAGGGGAACGCCAAGGCCCUGUCCACCGUGACAGCCAUCAUCGACGGCACGGGCUCCAUAGGUGCGGCUCUGGGGCCCCUGCUGGCCGGGCUCAUCGCGCCCACGGGCUGGAACAACGUCUUCUACAUGCUCGUGUCUGCCGACGUGCUAGCCUGCCUGCUUCUCUGCCGCUUGGUGUACAAGGAGGUCCUGGCCUGGAGGGCCUCGCUGAGCAGCAGCCGAGGCUCUAGCCUGGCCCUAACCCACCCGCGAUAGGUCCCUCCACCCGUGACUUUGUAUAAACGGAUAUGAGCCCGAUGGAGGACGCUCGGAGGGCCCCUGCGGGCCAGAGGGGACACCCCCGGAAGGCGGUGCCCAUGGUCCCCUGCCCAGCCAGGGCCACAGAGGUCCAGGAGACUGCACCGGAGGGGGCUCGGGGUCUGCCAGCCAGAGGGCUGCGGGGCUGAGCCACGCGCCAGUCCCUCCCUCGGGCUUUGCUCAGAUGCCCGGAUCUUGCUGGUUCGGAAGCCGGGACAGGCAGAG
Tupaia belangeri chinensis (Chinese tree shrew) is the source of this 1695-nucleotide messenger RNA. RefSeq names its product solute carrier family 37 member 2 (gene SLC37A2). Gene Ontology annotation, molecular function: glucose 6-phosphate:phosphate antiporter activity. Lineage: Eukaryota; Metazoa; Chordata; Mammalia; Scandentia; Tupaiidae. The record is from RefSeq and is a predicted model, not a curated record. Gene Ontology annotation, biological process: phosphate ion transmembrane transport; glucose-6-phosphate transport. Gene Ontology annotation, cellular component: endoplasmic reticulum membrane.